AGGCUGGGUGGUAAACAGGAAGUGGACCUUUGGAGCUCUGGUGGCGGUAGGUGACGCGGGACCCAGGGUCUCCAGAGUCGGGGACCGUUGUCGGUAAUCAGACUUUUUUUGUGGCAGCCGGUUUAGGCGGCAGGCUCGAUCCGACUGUUGUGCUGCGUGGCUUUAAAGACACCCUUCCUUGCAUCUGCAGGUGGGUGUGUCGUCUUUCUACCCCACCCUUCGAAUUCUCGAAAACCGGAGUGCCAGUCUCUCACCGGACAGAUCGGGCAGGGGUAGAGGACACAGUAUUCACCCUCUUCGUUCCUAAACUAAAAGUCUGUUCAACCGAAGUCCAGUGCUCUGCUACUCAAAAGUGCAGUUUGGGAACCAGCAGCAUCAACUUCCGAGGUCUACCCCAGACUGUUGAAUCAGAACCUGCAUUUUUAACAAGAACUCCCACCCCUUGUCCCAAGGAAACAUCUGGAGAAAAUGACACAUUGGUUUCAUAGGAACCCAUUAAAAGCCACGGCGCCUGUCUCUUUUAACUACUAUGGUGUAGUCACUGGCCCUGCUGCUUCAAAAAUUUGCAGUGACCUGAGAUCAUCCAGAGCACGACUGCUUGAAUUGUUCACUGAUUUGAGCUGUAAUCCAGAAAUGAUGAAAAAUGCAGCAGAUUCAUAUUUUUCACUUUUACAAGGUUUCAUUAAUUCAUUGGAUGAAUCUACCCAAGAAAGCAAGUUACGAUACAUUCAAAAUUUCAAGUGGACUGAUACAUUACAGGGACAGGUUCCAAGUGCCCAGCAGGAUGCUGUUUUUGAAUUAAUUUCCAUGGGAUUUAAUGUUGCUUUAUGGUACACCAAAUAUGCUUCAAGACUGGCUGGAAAAGAAAACAUAACAGAGGAUGAAGCAAAAGAAGUCCAUCGAAGCUUAAAGAUUGCGGCUGGGAUUUUUAAACAUUUAAAGGAAAGUCAUAUCCCAAAGCUCAUUACACCUGCAGAAAAGGGGCGGGAUUUAGAGGCACGACUCAUAGAAGCUUACAUCAUCCAGUGUCAGGCUGAAGCUCAAGAAGUAACAAUUGCUCGAGCAAUUGAGCUGAAACAUGCUCCUGGACUCAUUGCUGCUCUGGCAUAUGAAACAGCCAAUUUCUAUCAGAAAGCUGAUCAUGCUUUAUCCAGUUUGGAGCCUGCAUACUCUGCUAAAUGGAGAAAAUAUCUUCACUUGAAAAUGUGUUUCUACACAGCUUAUGCUUAUUGUUAUCAUGGUCAGACUUUGUUGGCUAGUGAUAAAUGUGGUGAAGCAAUCAGGUCGCUCCAAGAAGCAGAAAAAUUUUAUGCAAAGGCAGAAGCAUUAUGCAAAGAAUAUGGAGAAACCAAAGGACCUGGACCAACAGUCAAACCUUCGGGACACUUGUUCUUUAGGAAACUUGGAAAUCUUGUGAAGAACACUCUAGAGAAAUGUCAGCGAGAAAAUGGAUUUAUUUACUUUCAAAAAGUUCCAACAGAAGCCCCACAACUGGAACUUAAAGCAAAUUAUGGUCUUGUAGAACCUGUACCUUUCGAAUUUCCUCCUCCAAGUGCACACUGGACACCAGAAACGUUGGCUGCUUUUGAUCUCACCAAAAGACCCAAGGAUGACAGUGCUAAACCCAAACCAGAAGAAGUGGUGAAACCUGUGAAAGAACCAGAUAUCAAACCUCAAAAGGACACUGGGUGCUACAUCUCCUAAACUACAUUGAUCCAAUAUGCACUUUGAAUUUCUCUACCAGUAGAUAGGAUAAACCAUGGAAGUUCAUGUAUCCUGCAAUGAUUUCUCUAAAGCCUAUAGAUUAAUUUAGUACAUUCAGAGGGAAUCUUCCUUCAGUUUAUUCUUGAUUUCUAACACAGUAGAAAUGUUUUCUGCUUUUUUUCCAAACUCCUUUUGAAUCAGGACAACCUGUGAACAAUUUUUAUUGCACCUCUAAAGGGCGUGCUUGGGGAUUGGGUUUUUCCUCCAAACAUCUGGGUAGUAGUCAGUUUCAGAUUAAACACUGUAGGCCAGAAUCAUGUGGUUUCAGGUGUGUUUUUCUACCUUCACAAAGAAAAAUUUAUUUUCCUUCCUCCUAUUUGAUACCAGAAGAAUGACAAGAGUCAGUUUUUAACAGAUAGUUUUUUCCCCUCUCCAUUAUGUCAGCUGGUAGCACAGACUUGUUAUAUUCCGUGUCAGUUACCUUUUCUGGUGGAGAAAAAAAUUACUUUCAGUUAAGGAUCAAAAAAUCUUCAUACCAAAUCACUUACACACACAUGUUGGAGUCUGUAACUAAUUCAUUAGUGUUUAUAGGCAUAUUAAGACCAUCCAAAAACGUAACUCCUCUGCUGGUAGCCCUGCACUUCAUUUCAGCCUCAAUAAACAAACCUACAAUAUUUUUUAAAGUAGUUUUUCUAAUGGAUUUUUUUUUUACUUAGGGGACAGAAGUUUGUAACAGCUCUUAGUGUUUCUAUGUGAGAGGACAGUGAAAUGUUUUUGUAGAAGUCAUAUACUUCCUGAUGAAAAGAAGGAACUUGAAACCUAAACACGAUAGGUUGUCCUGAAUUACACUGGUAAAUCUCUACUUCUUGUUGCAGAAGUUAGGGUGAUGCCUUUGCUACCUGAUUUCUGUGUAAGUGAUUUUUAUAUAGUUUUCUAAUAACACUUACACUCAGAGUUGUAAUGCUUUAGGUCAAAGGCCAUAGCAAAAACUUAGCCAACAGAUAUAGUAUAUCGUAAAAAACAGCUUGUAAUAUUUGAAAUAGUUUAGUAUAUACACAAUCCUGGGAAAUAGUGGAUAUUUAAUACUUUAACAAGAAUCACCCCUGUAGAUUUAUCUUCCUUUGAGUUUCCUAGGGCGUUAGCUAAUUUUUCUAUUAUAAGUGACAGGUUGGUUCAAAUAAUAGAAACAGUAGUGUAUGUUAAGAGCUUACUCCAUGCUAGCCACUGUGCUGAGCACUUACAUAGAUAAACCUUUGAAUCUACACAGCAAUUCUGUGAGAAACAAGUAAAAUCUGCACAAAGUAUUGAGAUAGGAAUAAACAUUACAUUAGGAAGUAUAAAUACAUUAUGCCUGUCUGAAUCAGUAUUGUUCAAAUAAAUGAUUAUUUAAAUCAUAGUUUAUGUUCUUGGGGGAAAAAGCUAUAUAAAAUCAGUGAGGGUUUUUUUUUAACAUAUGGAAAUGCUAAUUACUCCUUGCUGUAUUACACUUAAUAUUUGAAGCUGCAGUUUCCAGAAUAAGUGAAGUAAUAACUGGGCAGACAUUUAGUUUUAUUUUGUUGUUUAUAGAAAAAGACACUUUAAUUUCACUAUAUUUUCUGUGCUUUUCUGCCAUUUACUGACAAAACUUUAAACAGUACUUGAUGCCAGCUUUAUUACUCUUGGCCUAAGAUCUAUUUAUUUUAGGAACUAGUGCUUAUUUAGCCUAGUUACUAAAUUUUCACAUUGACAUUUUUAUGGGUCCUACUACUAUAUAUGGAAUGAAAACGUGUAAUAAAUGCGUAGUGCUUCUGUAAAAUGCAGUAAAUGCUGGUAUUAACAUUUAAUCAAUUGGCAACUUCAACAUAAGCAGAUAGUAAAUAUUCUGUUGACUCAGCAAAUGUGACACUUUGUGACUAAACUGUCCCAUUUUUUAUAUUAUAUAUGUAUAUACACACCGUCCUUUGAAAAUGGUGUUGGAAAUUUGGGGAAGUUAACAAAUGUAAGGAAGUUGCAUGAACGUCUUAGAGAGAUGUAACUGUGUUAACUGUUGCAUACUUAGUUUAAUCCAGAUAAUGACAGCUAACAUCCUGCUAAAGGUAUUGUUAAUACACUGAAUUAUCUUUUUAUUUAUGAAAAUAAAAGUGAUUUUACUUACA
Cervus elaphus (red deer) is the source of this 3839-nucleotide messenger RNA. It is a transcript of the gene BROX, whose product is annotated as BRO1 domain and CAAX motif containing. The coding region runs from base 469 to 1704 and encodes 411 amino acids. Lineage: Eukaryota; Metazoa; Chordata; Mammalia; Artiodactyla; Cervidae. The record is from RefSeq and is a predicted model, not a curated record. The transcript has 14 exons.